GGUCAGUCCCAGUGUCGCCCUGGCCGGCGCCGGCAGGGGCAGAGCCAAGGUUGGCCCCUCCGCCGCCAGGGCUAAUGCGUGGUGCCGGAUUCAAGGUGACGGCAGUGCCUGGCUCCAUUCUCCUCAAGUUGCCAUAGCAGCCUCUCUCUCUCUCAAUGAGAGCUUCUCCUGGAGCCCUCAGCUGGGAGGGAGGGACGUCAUUGUUCGCUCCUGCCCGUUCCAGGAGGAGACCGACUGGACAGAGAACUUUCCCCGCCCGGGGUCUGCCCACCAAGUGGGUGCGCCCACGGGCAUGUGCUCGGGUGCCUCUUGCUGCUUCCUCUGGGGUGUGGGUGGGUCCCCACAGCCAGAAGCGGGCCUCUGGGUGACCGGGGACGUAUCCAGGCCUCGUAGCAGCCACAGCCAGGCGUGUCCUUGGAGCCGUCCGCUUGCCGCCUGCCGGGCCAUCGCCACUGGAGACUGUGGCCUGAUGGACACCUGGUGUAGACAAUGAGGGAAGAACUCACCUCCCACACCCAAGAGGUGACCCCGGAGCAAGGCCCAGAUGACCCCACGUGCCGGAACGAUGCGGCUGGCCUGCAUGUUUUCCUCCAUCCUGCUGUUCGGAGCCGCGGGCCUCCUCCUCUUCAUCAGCCUGCAGGACUCCACGGAGCUCACCCCCCAGCAGGUGCCAGGAGUAAAGUUCAACAUCAGGCUACAGCGGCCGCGCGACGACUUCCCGCCAGGUGGUUCCCAGGAUGGAGUUUUUAAGGCGCCCACCGAGAGGGUGGCCAGAGAUGCGUCCAGCCGGGCGCCCAGAGGCCUCCGCCUGCUGGUGCCUGACCCCCCUCCAGGCCACCCCAACACGGGGGCCCGCCUGCGGCCCCGGCAGCGCCGCCGCCGGCUGCUCAUCAAGAAAAUGCCCUCCGCUGCGGCCACCCCUGUCCCUGCCAACAGCUCCACGGGCUCCGCCGCCCCGGACGGCCACUGGGCCCGCCUGCAGCAACGGCAGCGGGAGCGCAAGCGGGCGGUGGGCGAGGCGUGCGCCAAGUUCCGCGCCGCCGGCAGCCGCAGGCCCGUCACGCCGCGCCACGUGUCCCGCAUCUUCGUGGAGGACCGCCACCGCGUGCUGUACUGCGAGGUGCCCAAGGCCGGCUGCUCCAACUGGAAGCGGGUGCUCAUGGUGCUGGCCGGGCUGGCCGCGUCCCCCGCCGGCCUGCAGCACGACGCCGUGCACUACGGCGGUGCGCUCAAGCGGCUGGACGCCUUCGACCGCCCGGGCAUCCUGCACCGCCUGCGCACCUACACCAAGAUGCUCUUCGUCCGCGAGCCCUUCGAGCGGCUCGUCUCCGCCUUCCGCGACAAGUUCGAGCACCCCAACAGCUACUACCACCCGGUCUUCGGCAAGGCCAUCCUGGCCCGCUACCGCGCCAACGCCUCCGGGGAGGCCCUGCGGACGGGCGCCGGCGUGCGCUUCCCCGAGUUCGUCCAGUACCUGCUGGACGUGCACCGGCCCGUGGGCAUGGACAUCCACUGGGACCACGUCAGCAGGCUCUGUAGCCCCUGCCUCAUCGACUACGACUUCGUGGGCAAGUUCGAGAGCCUGGAGGACGAUGCCAACUUCUUCCUGAGCCUCAUCCACGCGCCGCGCAACCUGACCUUCCCGCGCUUCAAGGACCGGCACGCGCAGGAGGCGCGGACCACGGCCGGCAUCACCCGCCGCUACUUCGCGCAGCUCUCGGCGCCGCAGCGGCAGCGCGCCUACGACUUCUACUACAUGGACUACCUGAUGUUCAACUACUCCAAGCCCUUCGCCGACCUGUACUGAGGGCUGGCGGCUGCCCAGGGGCGCCCUGUCCGAGGGGCACGGUUCCAGAGCCAGGACCCGGGACGUACCCAGAACACAACUGGGCUCCGAGGCCGUGAGGAGCUGUGGCCGCUGCAGGCCCCGGUGGGCCUCAGGCCUUGGGUGGGGACCCUGGCCCACGUCUCAUAGCCACUCCCUUCCCUCUUGGCUGAGGGAGAUGUGGAGGGAGGGGUGUGAGCGGGACACCCAGGAGUCCCAGCUGCCCAUGCCCAGCUCAGCCCAGUGGCAGGAUGGCCAGGAAGCCUGAGGCCCGAGGAGGAGGGCCCGGUGGUGAGGGGUCUCCCGCAGUCCCUCCGCCAUUGCCUUGUACCAGACCACAUGGUUUGCAGCUUUUCUAUGACCCUGGAGGAGGUUCCGAAUAAAGCACACGGUUUCCAGA
Molecule: messenger RNA, 2225 nt
Organism: Pipistrellus kuhlii (Kuhl's pipistrelle)
Lineage: Eukaryota; Metazoa; Chordata; Mammalia; Chiroptera; Vespertilionidae
Gene: CHST8
Product: carbohydrate sulfotransferase 8
Exons: 4
Coding region: 545-1807 (420 amino acids)
Biological process (GO): proteoglycan biosynthetic process; carbohydrate biosynthetic process
Cellular component (GO): membrane
Molecular function (GO): sulfotransferase activity
Source: RefSeq, a predicted model, not a curated record